Messenger RNA from Penaeus vannamei (Pacific white shrimp), 2921 nucleotides. The record is from RefSeq and is a predicted model, not a curated record. Lineage: Eukaryota; Metazoa; Arthropoda; Malacostraca; Decapoda; Penaeidae.
GAUGGAGGGCAAGGCCGGGGCGCCAGGACGGAGGACGGCCGGGGCCCGACAGGACCAGGGCUGGAUCUGGCCGAGGACGUCCUCAGAGGAGGCACUUCGCGGGCUGAGGAGGAGUUGCCUGGAAAAGAGGCUGUGAAGCUGAAGGCGCGGCCUGACCUGCGCGAGUGGCUGGCGAGGGAAGGCCUCCGGGGAUGGCUACAAGGACGAGGAUGCGUCCCGAGUUCCUGGAGGAGCAGAAGUAGUGGAGGCAGAGGCACAUUUCCAAAGCGAACCCAAACCCAAACCAAAAGGAAAGCUUGCGUCCGGGCCCCCCGUCCGGGCCCCCGUCCGGGCCCCCGUCUGACCCCCGGCCGCCACUUGUCGCCCGAUGGUAAAGCUUCCUUUUCUCUCUCGUUGCAGUUCCUCGGGGCGGCGCCGGGCACGCCGCUGGGGGCCGAGGCGUUCUUUGCCCCGGCGCCCUUCCAGCGGCCGUACUCGUGCCCCCACUGCCCCUACCGAGCCAACCAAAAGUCCGACCUGAAGCGGCACCUGCUGGUGCACACGGGCGCGCGCCCCUUCGCCUGCCCGCACUGCCCCUACCGCGUCAACUACCGCUACGACCUGGCAAAGCACAUCCGCAGGAGGCACGCGGCCGCCCCGCUCUCGGUCGCCGAAGGAAGAAGGGACGGCCGGUGCAGCGAGGGAGAGGAGGCGACCGGACGCCAAGGCCAGACCCCAGAGCGGCCGCCCGGCGGAAGGCCCCGACGCGGGUCCCUCGGCUCCCUCGGGCGCUGCGGGCGACGGCGAGGGAGUCCGCCCCUGCGCCCGCGAGAGGAGCCAGGCCCAGCAGCUCAACAUCCCCCGUCAGUUCUCAUUGCCUGGACGCGCGCGGGCGGGGCAACAGCCAGCCAGCCGCGUGGAUCUCGAGUCUCGUACAAGUCGAAAAUCAAAUUGGGGUCGUUGGGCGGCGUGGGCGGCUUGAUGAGCGUAUAUGGGCGGCGUGGGCGUGGGACCAAAGUUUGCAUCUACUGCGGCAAGUGUUUCGUGCGCUCCGACGUGCUCGUGCAGCACGUGCGCACGCACACGGGCGAGAAGCCGUACGCCUGCCCGCACUGCCCGUACCGCGCGUCGCAGAGGACGCAUCUCAGGCUGCACUUGCGCAGGCAGAGCAGUGCUUGCAGUGCCCGGGGCAUGGGGCACGACCCAGACGAGCUGCUGGUGCGGCGUGGUGCGCCUGCGCGAGCCCCCCCCGCUGCGCCCCCCGGCCCGGCCAAGAAGUUCCAGUGCGACUUCUGCGGGAAGAGCUUCCAGUGGCAGAGCAACCUGCAGCUGCACGUGCGCAGCCACACGGGCGAGAAGCCGUACCCGUGCGCGCGCUGCUCCUACCGCGCCACGCAGCGCUCCGACCUCACCAAGCACAUGCGCAUCCACACGGGCGAGAAGCCGUACGCGUGUCCGCACUGCCACUACCGCGCCGCCUACACGUCGUCCCUCAAGGACCACAUCCUGCUGCACCACCGGAGCCGUGGGGCGCGCCGUGGCGGCCUUGGGGGGGGGCGCCUGGUGUGCCCGCUGUGCCCGCGCUCCUUCGCGUCGGCCGCCGAGCUGGGCCGCCACACCGCCGCCGCGCACCGCCUCGACAAGCUCUACUGGUGCCAGCAGUGCCACUACCGCUCCGACUCCAAGUCGAACCUGCUGCGCCACCUGCGCACGCACACGGGCGAGAAGCGCCACGCCUGCCCCGUGUGCCCCUACCGCGCCGGACAGCGCUCCGACCUGCGCCGCCACCUCCGCGUGCACGCCCUCCGCCGCGCCCAUAACGCCCUCCAGUGCCGCCUCUGCGACUUCACAACGCCCACGCCCGUGGCCUUCGCGCUGCACAUCCUGGAGGCGCACUCCAAGGGCGGCGCCCACGACCCGCUCGUCCGAGCGCGCAGCGACGUCAAAACGGGCAGCCGCGCAGGUUCGGGCGAAGGGCUGAGGAAGCCCGCCAGACAGCCGAGGGCUUCCGCUCGCGCAGAGGACUCGAGCGGAGGAAAGCUGUUUCAGGAAAGGAAAGCUGUCGGCGAGGCAGCAGAGCCUCGCAAAAGGCCUUUGCAGCGGACACGGUGCAAAAGCAGGUUGUGCCAAGACUCGGGCCAGCCCUGUGGACGGCGGUGUUUUAUGUUGCAGUAUGACGAGGCCGAGCUCGAGACCCGGGCGCCGGGCGACGGCUUGUACGGCGACGCAGCGGCGGCGGCGGCGGCGGCGGCGGCAGGGCAUGGCGGCGUCGGUGGCGGCCUGGACGGCUUCCCCGCGGGCAUUCCCCCGCAGGCCUUGCUGUGCCCACACUGCGGCCGCGGUUACACCCACCGGUCCACCCUGCGGCGGCACCUGCUGUCCCACACGGCCGACAAGCCGUACGCCUGCGGCAUGUGCGGCUACCGCGCCAUCCAGCGCUCGGACGUGACGCGCCACAUGCGCACGCACACGGGCGAGAAGCCGUACCCGUGCCCGCACUGCCGCCACCGCGCCUCGCAGUCCGGCGACCUCGACCGCCACAUCGUCGCCGUGCACUCCGACCUGUGCCUGGAGUGCCGCGUGUGCCCGCACCGCGCGCCCACGGAGGCCAGCAUGGUCAUGCACAUGAGGAAGAAGCACGCCUAGCCUCGCCGGCCUCGCCCGACGGGACGCCUGCCGGAGGGGCGCCAGGCAGCCGCUCUCGCCCGGGAGGAGAGCGGGGACGCCGCCCUCGGGCUCGCGGGCCUCGCAGCGGCUCCGUCGCCUUGUCUUCUCUUGCGGAUUCGCUUCGCCAUUUCCUCUUCCUCCUCCUCCUCGCCCCUUCUCCCUUUCCUCUCCCUGGCUCUCGCUCCUGCGCUUCGCCUCUGUCCUUCUUCCGGCGCUGCGUCUCCUCUUUCCCUCUUCCUCUACUUUCUGUUUCAUCAGCGUUUUCUCGCGAUCCC